AUGCAGGCUUCAACAUGGGCUUCUCAGCCCAAGUUUGAUCGAUGCUGCAGUCUUUGGGAGAAAAGCGAUAUCAGAGAAUCUCAUGAAAAGACGACGAUCAUCUCGUUUCUCCUGCAGAAACCAUUGUCAGAUGUUGAGAGCUACUACCAGAAGAAACAACAAUCUGCGCCAAUCAUUGGCAACGAGAUCGUUCUCGUUGCCCCCCAAGCACCGACUAUCAUUAACCAAGGACAAUGGUCACAAGCUGAAAACGCGCUGCUACUGGAGGGAAUGAAGAAAUGCCCAAAGAAGAAUGGUCGAAUCGACUGGGCUGGAAUUGCUUCAGGUUUUGUGAAAUCGAGGACUGCAAGGCAAGCAAAAGACCGUGGGCGUUCCUAUAUUGAGAAGCAAAAAAAGAAUCCUUAA
This is a messenger RNA of Microthlaspi erraticum, 405 nucleotides long. Lineage: Eukaryota; Viridiplantae; Streptophyta; Magnoliopsida; Brassicales; Brassicaceae. The record is from the annotation of a GenBank genome assembly.